AUGAUUGGGCAGCUGGAGGACAUCUAUAAGGAGGACUAUCUUCGGCUGAACAUACCUCUUCGAGAUAUGCCUAGCGCCAUCGAUACAGUCGAGGUGAUGGAGGAAUACCGGAACCUUGUUACCAUCUCCCCGGGAAGCGCUCGGAUGGCGAGAGAGGCGGCGACGGCGUUACUUGUGUCCCGAUUCUAUUUUGUCCUUGAAACUUUACCGGAAGAUACUGUCACACCGUUUUGGUGCUAUGGGACCAUACGGUGCAAGGGUCGUGCGAAGCAGGUGGUCGAUACAUUGGGGCAUCUCCACCCUCAAGGCCUAGAUUAUUUAACUGACUCUGAAACCAUAGGGCCACUAAAGGGACUAAGUGAACUCUGUUCGGCUUGUGGACGAUACUGCCGGCCGGUAUCAUUCCUUGUCGCCCAUCCAGAUAAGGUCGUCAAUAUUUACCUAAAGACACCCACAAAAAAGAGAUGGAGAAUAAGCGGCUUUCCUGAGAGUAUGGCAUCAUUCACUGGAUGCCAGCAGUUGUAUGCGCCAUUUGGCCGUCGUGAUCAUGGUCGGUUGGGCUCCUCUCCAUGUAGCAGUUGUGAUGGACGGGGGAGACCCACUCACGGGAUGAGGCGGAAACUUAGGUGCGUGGGGCGAACGUAG
Molecule: messenger RNA, 645 nt
Organism: Aspergillus pseudotamarii
Lineage: Eukaryota; Fungi; Ascomycota; Eurotiomycetes; Eurotiales; Aspergillaceae
Exons: 2
Coding region: 1-645 (214 amino acids)
Source: RefSeq, a predicted model, not a curated record